AUGUGUGUUGAUUUCACCGAUCUCAACAAAGCAUGCCUCAAAGAUGCUUACCCUCCACCCUUUAUUGAUUCCCUAGUUGAUAAUGCAUCAGGUUACCAAACUUUGAGUUUUAUGGAUGCAUAUUUUGGGUAUAACCAAAUUCUUAUGCAUCCAUCCGACCAAAACAAAACUGCUUUUGUUAUUGCCAAUGAUAAUUAUUGCUAUAAUGUCAUGCCUUUUGGACUAAAGAAUGCAGGUGUAACUUAUCAGCGGCUUAUGGACAAGGUCUUCGCCCACCAAAUCGGAAAGAACUUGGAGGUAUAUGUCGAUGACAUGGUGGUCAAAACUAAGCUCGACAACGACCAUCUAGCCGAUCUUUCAGAAAUCUUUGGCCAAAUACGACAAUACAAUAUGCAACUAAAUCUGGAGAAAUGUGCAUUCGGAGUACAAGGAGAAAAAUUCCUCGGCUUCCUGCUAACAAAUCGAGGAAUUGAAGCAAAUCCAGAAAAAUGCCGAGCCAUAUUAGAUAUGGCGAGCCCACAAACUAUCAAAGAAGUACAACGCCUUACAGGGAGAAUGGCAGCCCUCUUAAAAAGGGAGAAAGUACAACAACCGAUUUAUUUCAUCAGCAAAUCACUUCAAAAUGCCGAGCUCCGAUAUCCGAAGAUUGAAAAGCUCGUACUGACACUAAUCUUGAUAGCUCGUCGUCUUCGACCUUACUUCCAGAGCCACAUUAUCAAUGUGCGGACUGACCAGCCCUUGAGACAUGUGUUACACAAACCUGAACUGGCUGGCCGACUCAUUAAAUGGUCGGUGGAACUAUCUGAAUUCGAUAUUCAAUAUAAAAGCAGAGGACCAAUCAAGUCACAAUAUCUUUCCAAUUUUCUCGCCGAAUUCACUAAACCAGAUCCAACAACCAGCUUGGCAACAUGGACGCUAUAUGUUGAUGGAGCAUCCAACCCACAAGGAUGCGAGGCAGGAAUCAUUCUAGAAGAUGGAAAUGGUUUUGUUCUAGAACAAUCCUUGCACUUGUCGUUUAAAGCAAGUAACAAUCAAUCCAAAUAUGAGGCACUAAUCGUUGGACUAAAGCUUGCAGCCGACCUAAAUAUAUCUGAACUACAGGAAAAUAAUCACCGAGCCGAUAUCUUGUCUAAACUUGCAAGUUCCCAGACACCAACUUCCUCUUUAUAUAGAUCUACAUUGCUUACACCAAGUGUAACUUUAGCUGAGGUUUUGAGUUUAACUCAAGAAGAAGACUGGCGACAACCUUACAAAGAAUACAUAAAAUCUGGGAACAUCCCACCCGGUACCACAAAUAUAGCGAAAUUUAAAAGACUGGCAUCUUUCUUUAUUGUCUAUGAUAACUGUUUGUAUAGGCGAGGUUUCUCUCGACCUUUGUUGAAAUGUCUUUCCAGGAACGAAGCCGAACUUGCACUGGCUGAAGCCCAUGAGGGUAUCUGUGGCACACACAUCGGCGGCCGAAGUUUGUCCUCAAAACUAUUGCGCACGGGUUUUUAUUGGCCAACAAUCCAAAAGGACAGCACUGACAAAGUUAAGACAUGCCAGAAUUGCCAAAUGCACGGCACCAUCACACAUUUACCAGCUGAGGUUCUCCACAGUUCCGAGGCAACUUGGCCAUUCCAUCAAUGGGGGCUUGACAUUAUUGGGCCUUUUCCAUUAGCACUUGGCCAGUUUGCCGAUCAUAAAUUCACUUCUUUCUUGCAGAAUCUCAAAAUCAAACAAUAUUUUUCAUCAGUCGAACACCCGCAAACAAACGGAUUAGCAGAGGCUGCUAAUAAGGUCAUCUUACACGCGCUAAGGAAAAAGCUCGACGAGGCAAAGGGCCUCUGGUAUGAUCCUGAAAUAAUAUGGGAUACAACACCACUGUACAUUCAACAACCAGGGGGACACCUUUCAGAUUGGUGUAUGGUUCAGAGGCAAUGA
Messenger RNA from Arachis duranensis, 1923 nucleotides. RefSeq lists its product as uncharacterized. The record is from RefSeq and is a predicted model, not a curated record. Lineage: Eukaryota; Viridiplantae; Streptophyta; Magnoliopsida; Fabales; Fabaceae. The coding region runs from base 1 to 1923 and encodes 640 amino acids. The transcript is spliced from 3 exons. Gene Ontology annotation, molecular function: nucleic acid binding.